This is a messenger RNA of Trichomonas vaginalis G3, 9063 nucleotides long. RefSeq lists its product as uncharacterized. The record is from RefSeq and is a predicted model, not a curated record. The coding region runs from base 1 to 9063 and encodes 3020 amino acids. Lineage: Eukaryota; Parabasalia; Trichomonadida; Trichomonadidae. The transcript has a single exon.
AUGAAUUCCAAUAGUUAUGACGUUUCAGAGGAGAUUUUGUAUUCCAUGAUGGACAAUGGCUGCAUCAUGCAUGCUCAAGCUUCUGUAAUGCCAGAUUUAACGAAAGCUGUUCAGGAUUCUGAUAUAAAUGAACUUAAAACAUAUAAUAAACAGCCUGAUUCUAUAGCGCAUGAAUUAGCAGCAGAAGUUGUUAUGCAAUAUCUUGAAUUGCACAAAUUUGAUGCAUCAAUUGAAACAGGAAUUACAGAAUCCAACGGAGACUUACGUAGAAAAUACGAUAAUGAUUAUCUAGGCCAAUGCCUCCAACUAAAUGGAAAGAAAAACCUUGUUAUGCAACUUGCGGAAAUGCGUGAAGCAGAAGAUACAACAUUACCUCCAUCAACGAUGUUACCUGAAAUCACGGAUAUCAUUGAGCAAAUUCUUAUUCCAUCGAAGAGAUUACCGCGUCCACCAUCAGAUUCCGAUGAUGAAUAUGAUGGAGAAGAUCUUACACUCGCAACUACAAUUUCUAGCUUCGAGAUGGAUCCACAUCAAAAGCGCGCGUUAGAAGAUCGUCUUCUUCGUGAAGCAGAGCGUAUGGAACGCGAAAGAAUGGCUCGUGAAGAGAAAGAAAGAGCAAGACAAGAAAGACGUCUUGAACAUGAUGCUAGAGUACGUGAAAGACAACUUAUGCUUGAAGAACAAGAAGAUUAUUCUACAUAUUCUACAACAGAUAGUCCAGAAUUAGUAGAUGCCGAAGUUAUGGCAGGAAAUUCUCGAUUGAAUGGACAUUCUACGAUGGUUGUUGAAGAGGAAGAGGAAUAUUACGAAGAAGAGGAUGUUUAUGAAUCAAGAUUUUCUAAUACAGACUCAAUAAAUUCUUCAGAUUUAAUUCGAACAACAAUGUCAUCAUCAAGGCGUGGAUCUACAUCAAGAAGAUCUCGAUCUCGCAAAAUUACUAUGAAUCCAGAACUUACUUCCAUACAAGGAUCAAAAUCUUCUGGAACUCAAAGCACGGAAGGUUCUGCUUAUCCAGGUGGAGGCACCAGAAGUGGUUCUUCAACAUCACAAACAUCAACACAUACAAGAAGUAGCGCUACAAAUAGAGGAUCCUCUACAUCAAAUACUCAAUCGCGUUCUAGAACAAAUGGAGAUGAACCAACCCUCGAAACCGAUUAUCCAGGACGUUUUACUACAUCUACAGAUGGUUCUGAUUCAAGAUAUUCAUAUUCUUACUCUGAAGAAAGAUCAUCUCAGUAUCCAGGGUCACAAGGCUCCAGAUCAACACCAGGAUUAUCAAGAGGAGGCACAACUACAACAACCAGACCUCGUUCUGUAACAGAUGGAACUUCCCAAGACAGUGAUAACUCGAGAGGUCCAAGAUUACCUUUUCCAAAGGACAAAUCCAGCAGAAACAACCAAAGCAGCCAAUCAGGAUCCUACGAAGAACCAUCCCUUGAAAGUUCUUACCCUGGAAACCUCUCAAAAACAAAUCAAUCACAAGAUUUCGAAGAUCCGUUAGUAAAAUCAGGAGCUGUUAUCACAUAUGGUGGACAGAAGACCACAGAUUCAUAUUCCACGUCAACAUAUUCAUAUGACAUGUAUUCCAACAAGCAAUCAUAUGAAAAUUCCUCUUUUUCAUCGAAUAUGAAGCCAAUUUCUGAUUCAAUGAUCGAAUCAGAAGUUACUUCCAAUGUUUCUUACUCUGAAUCUCUCCAAAACACUAAUAAUUUACCAACAUCUGAUUACAUGAUAAACGGUUCAUAUUCAAAUACAAAUUCGGGUGAAAAAGUGACAUCUUCACCAAAAAGUGACAAUUCAAAUGAACAAAAAUUCCAACAAAGAAAUACUUAUUCAACAUCAGAUAUCGAUAAAUAUGAUGAUUACUCAAGAUCUCAAAAAAGUGACAAUUACUCAAAAAGUGACAAUUACUCAAAAAGUGACACUUAUAGUAAAAGUGACAGCUAUCGUUCAUCAAGUACUGAUUAUACCUAUCAAACUGUUAGUGUUGAUCAGAAUGGUCAGAUAGUCAGUCCUUUGACAGCAUCUCUUGUUGAGACUAAGAAUUCUUCUGACAUUGAUGGAAGUGAUUUCACUUACGAAACGAUUACUGUUGAUUCACAAGGAAAUCCAAUGCAUCCAAUUGAUUCUUUACCACCUCCUUCAUCUACAUUUGGCAAUGAUUAUUCAUACGAUGGUCCAACAACAGCUACAAAGUUACAAGAAGCUUUUGCGAAACCAUCUGUUGACUCAGAGAAAUCAAAUUCAACAAAAAUUGACAGUGAUGAAGAAAACAGUGAAAGUGAAUUCACUUAUGAAACAAUCACUGUUGAUUCACAAGGAAGAAUUGUCACUGAUUUAACAAAACCAAAAUCAGAUACAUAUGAAAACAAGUUUGGAAAGAAAGAUCAAGAUGAUACAACCGAAUUUACUUAUGAAACAAUUACUGUUGAUUCACAAGGAAAUCCAAUAAAUAGAGAUGGAUCAAAUGUUCCUUUGAUUUCUGACUACACAACAAAUGUUAUUCAUAAAGAUGCAAAUGGAAACAUCAAAGGUCCUGGUGAUAAAACUCUCAAACCAGCAGAACUCCUUACUUCUACUCUUGAUGAAGAUAUUUCUGUAUCAACAACAAAUGAUACUAACUCUUAUUCAAAUACAAAAUCAGAAAUUAAUCCAAAAAGUGACAAAGAUUUUAAUUCAAAUAAAAGUGACAUAACUAAAAGUGACAAUUAUUCCAAAGAUGGCUCAAAUGGAAGUGAAACUUUUGAUAGUACAAAAAGUAGUAACAAAUCACAAAAUGUCAGAAAUAGAAAUGCACAAAUUGGUGAUGGAAAACUCGCUAGUUUAUAUGCUACAAAAACUGAUAAUAAUAAUUCAAACAUUGAUAGCGAAGAAAGUGGCGAAUAUACAUAUGAAACAAUUACAAUUGAUCCUAUUACAGGACUUCCUAAAGUUCCUCCACAAGAAAACGCUUUCGAGAAGUUAAUGAAUGAAGAAGUAGAAAAACAAAAGUCAAAACAAAAAGAAAAUCCAGAAGUCACUUUUAUUCCUGACUGGGCACAAAAAUUCAUUCCUGAACAACAAGGAAAAUUCGUUCCUAAGAGAUAUAUCGAUGGAACAAUUGCUAAUAAUUAUGACGAUUUCACUUACGCAACAAUAGAAAUUGAUAAUAAAACAGGAAAACCAAUAAUUAAUGAUGAAAGAAUAGAAAAAGAAGUUGAAAAAUACAUGAAUCAGUCAAAAAGUGACAGUGAUGAAGAGUACACAUAUGCAACAGUAUCAAUUGAUGAGAAUGGACAUAUUCCUGUAUUAGACAAACUAAAAGAAAAAGGAAUUGAUACAAAUUCUUACUCUAAAACAACAGAUUCAAAUCAAAACAGAUUUUUGGAUCAAAAUAAAAACAAAGAUAAGUUCAUGGAUCAAAAUAAAAAGAUUGCUGGUGAAGAUAUGUUAGAAUCAACAUUUUCUUUGUCAACAGAAAAUUCUGAACCAUCAAAAAGUGACGAAUUUACAAAAAGUAAUGAAUCUUCAAAAAGUGACAAAGAAUCUAAAAAUUCCAAGUCAAGUAACAGAAGAACAAGAGGAAGAAGAACUAAAGAUAAUUCGACUACUUCUUACACUGUUUCUGAACAAAGUCUUGGAAGACCGAUGACUGCAUUAGAAAAAGCAAUUUCCAUGAAACAAAAAACAGUUUCUGAUGAAUCGUCAACUGCAGAUUAUUCCAAUGAAUUUACUUAUGCAACAGUUACAUUGGAUGAAACAGGAAAACCAAUAAUUCCUGAUGAAAUCAAGAGAUCAAUCGAAAGACAAAACAAAGCUGAAGAACUUUCACAAAAGAAAUAUCAAAGAGAAUUUCCAAAGAGAUCUACAAUUUCUCAGCAACAAAAUGAUAGUGAAGAAAGUCAAUCAAUCGAUGCAAGUUCAAGUGAAUGGUCACAAAUGACGAAACCAAUUAAAUCAAAGGAGUCUAAAGAUUCAAGAAAGAAUUUCAUGAAAAAUUUGACACCUUCUGAAAAUUCUGGGUCAGGUGUCAAAACAUUUAAUGACAGAAGACAAAAGCCAAAUUGGGAAGAUAUGGUUAAUGGCCAAGAAAUCAAAACAACUGAUUCAGAAUCAGAAAUUCCUUCACAACAAGAACAUUUGCCAAAACCAUCAAACAAAUUCAUUAAAUCCAAACAAAAUGAAUCAGAAAGUUUGGAAAGUGAACCAGAACAAACAUUUUCAACAAAUACAAAGCUAACAACAGAAACUGCACCAAAAAGUAGAUUUGCACAAGUAGAAGAAUCAACAGAUACAGUUAUUGACACUGUAACAACUUAUGAUACUAACAAUGAUUCAUCAGAUUUCGCUAAUUUCAAGGAAAAGAAUCAAAAAGAUCCUUCAAAAAGAUUUAUCCAACAACCAAAAUCUUCAUCGAAAUCUAGUGAUUCUUCUGAGAAAAGUGACAAAAGUGAGGUGAAGAGAAAUUCAUUGGCCAAAGCAAUAUCAAGUAAACCACCAGGAAAAAUGGCUUCUUUAGAUGAAUCAAUGAUGGAAUCGAUGCUUAAUUCUUCAAAUACUUAUUCAGGUGACUUCACUUAUGAAUCUGUUUCUGUUGAUUCACAAAUUCAAAACAAGUUGAACCAGAUGACAAUUAAUAAACCAGAAACAGAUAAAUAUUCCAAUAAAUCUCCAGAAGAAAUUGAGAAAAUGCAGAGAUAUAAAUUACCUUCAAAUGAAUCGAAAUUUAAAGAAAGAAAUCAACCAAAAGAUUGGGAAUCAAUGAAUAAAAAUGAUACAAUUUCUGAGUCCUAUUCUGAAUCAACGAAAGACUCUGAAACAAGUGAAACAGAUUUCAUGAGAUUAGUCAAAGGAAAAUUACCAAAAAUUAAAGAUAAUUUGGUAAAAAGUGAAACAGAAAGUGAAAAUGAUGAAAAACCGAAAAAGAAAUUUGCAGAAGUUGAAUCAUCAUUUUCUGAUAAUGAUAGUUACACAUAUGCAUCUGUUUCUGUUUCUCCUGAACAAGCACAGAAACUAGGAAUAACAGAAAAGACAGGAACAGCCGUAAAAUUACCAUCAAGAUUUGCUCAACAACAAAAACAACAAAAUGAAAGUGAGACUGAUGAAGAAUUAAGUACAUGGGAAAAACUGAAAAGAUCAGCAAAUAGAAACAAUUCAACAAUUGAUUCUGAAUCAUCAGAAGAACCCAAGAAUUUCUCUGUAAAUCCAUCAGUGAUAAAUCCUUCCCAAAACUCAAUUGAUGAUUACAUCAGACAAUCAAAACAAAGAAAAUUGGAAGCAGAAAAAAGACGUCAAAGAAGAAAAGUGACAACAACUGACGAAAGUGAACUGAUUGAUGAUGUUUCUACAUCAGAAAAUAAGAACUUAGUCAAUGCUUUCAAGAAAGAAAAGGAAGCUGAUAACGAACCAUCUCUUGAUUUAUCACAAAGUUCUUCAACAAAGGAUUCCGAAAAUGAUUACGUUGACAAUGUAAUUAUUAAUGUUGGACCUGAUGGAACGAUGUUCAGACAAACAUUUGAUGGAAAAAGAGCUGAUAAAAGUGAAGUGGCCAAUUUACCAAAAUACACCCCAAAGGAUCUUGAAAACUACCAUCCACCAACAAGUAGAGGUGUUUACGGUCAAUCAAGAGAUAAAAGAAAAGAUGCUUCUGCUUGGGAUAAAAUGAACGCGAAUAAAAUCGAUUCAGAACCAUUUUACGAAGGAAAAGAAGAAGAAAAACCAAAAAUCGACAGAAGAUUGGCACCUCCCAAAGAUGAAACAGACAAAACAUACACUUAUGAGUCAGUAUCAGUUGAUUCCGAGAAUCUUGAGAGACUUAAACAGCUUAACCAGAUGAAAUCCGAUUCAGAAAAACCGAAAUCCCCAACAAAUAAAUCCCAAAAAUCUCCAGUUAAAUCUGAUGUUUCAAGCGAAAGUGAUGUUUCUAAUUCUGAUUUCAAGUUAACACAAAAUCAGAAGAGUAAAUUACCUCCACCACCACAGUUUGCAACUGAAUCUGAUUCUUAUAUCGAUUCAUCAUCAACAAAUGAUGAAAAGCAAAACAAUGAAAAAUCAUUCACUGCAUCAACAAAAAGUGAUAUGAAAAGUGACACAAAAACAAAGCCAACACAUGAAUACACUUAUACAUCAGUUAUUCCUAACACUAAAGAGAUUGAUAAUGUUAAAUCACAGAUGUCGAGAGCUCCACAACAAGAAACAACAUAUACUUAUAUGUCUGUUGAUCCAACAACGAAAGAAAUGGAUAAUAUUUCAUCAAAAUCUCCUUUGUUAGCUGCUUUUUCAAUGAAACAAAAGACAGAUAGUACAGAAACAACAAACACUGAUACAUACACGUAUCAAACAGAAGAAGAUAACACAAGUCAACGAAAUACAAGGAGAUCUAUUCCUGAAUACAAAUCUAAAGAAGAUGAAACACAAAAGAACAGAUUUACUUCUCAGCAAAAACCACAAAACAAAGAAGGAAAACAAAAUCCAACAGUAUUGGCAGCAAUCUUAGGCCAGAAACCAACGAAACAACAACAACAAAACAAUUCAACAAUAGAAAGUAGUGAUUCAGAAGCAGAAUCAGUUGAUUUCUCAAGAAAACAAAGACAAAACAAUCCAUCUCUUGAUUUGUCAUCUGAUAUCUACAAAGAAAACACUUAUUCUUACACAUAUUCAACAGCAGAAUCAACUCCAAAACAAAGUCCGAAACAAAAUCCAGUUGAAAAAGAAGAAAAAUCUGUUCCAGAAAGAUUUACACAACAAAAAUAUGUUCCUCCACAGUACAAAUCAAAAGCUCCUGCAAAUCUUAACUUACUAAGUGGCGAAGAUGAUCUUUCUCUAUCAAACUAUGGUUAUUCCACAUCAGAAUAUUCAGAAAAGCCAUCAACUAAAUCUGAAUAUUCAUAUCAAUCUGCAGAAGAAGAGAGGGAAGUUCCCCGGGGAAGUAAAAUUGAAAGUCCAAACAAACCUUCAGAAAAAAUUGAAGAAAAAGAGAAUAAACCAGAAGAACAAAGUUACACAUAUACAACAGAGAGUACACAAGAGGAAGAACAACAACAUUGGCAACCAAGGUUUGCUGAAGGAAGGAAGAAAUUACCAGAACCUAAGAAAGAAAGUAGAUUUGGAAAGAAAGAUGAGAAAAGUGAUAGUAACAUUGACAGUUCAUCACAACCAUUUGAUUUCGAUAAGAACUACAGAAAGAUUGAAUCAUCCACACCAGAGCAAAAUCAGCCACAAGAAAGAAGGAGAAGAAGAACAAACACUAAGACAGAAUCAGAAGUUUCAACUCAACCAGAUCCAAGAUACACCGAUUCAAGAAAACAAGUUCCUCCUAAUUCUCGUUCUUACGGAUCUCACUCCACAAUUGAAACAGAAACGGCUACAUGGGAUGACGAACAAACUUUCUCCAGUUCAUACUUACCAAGAAAAGAAACAGAUAACAAUAAAUUGCCAAGUAAAGUGUCAAAUGACAAUUUACCAAGUAAAGUGUCAAAUAAUAAUAUGCCAAGUAAAGUUGCUCAGAAUCGUAGUAAUUUGCCAAGUAAAGUGUCAGAAAAUGUUCCACAAGAGAAGACAAAUAAUUUACCAAGUAAGAUGACGAAUAUUCCACAAGAAAGAACAAGAAAUAUAAGAAAUAACCAAAGAAACGUGAGACAUCCAACAAUUUCUUAUGAAUCCACAGCUGAAUACAACACAGAUUCAGCAGAAUAUGACCAAUAUUCACCAAGAAAACCUCAAAACAAUGAAGGUUCACCUGUUCAAAGACAGAAACCAUUGGAACAAGAGAAAGAUAAAGGAAAACUCACAAAUAUAUUUGGAAAAGACAAAUUCCCAGAACCAAAUUCAUCAACAUUUGAUCCUUACAAUCCAUUUGCUGAUAUUCCAACUUACGACUCUUCUCCUGAACCAAAGAAAGAAGAGAAACCACAACAAACAAGAAGAAACACACGACAAAGAAGAAUUGAUCCUGAUUUCAAACCAACACCUGCAAACCAACUUAAACCAAACGAAUACACGAAACCAUUUAAUAAAUCAAACAACAACUUACCAGAGAAACAAGAACAAACUCAACAAAUUCAAUCAAGACAAACAAGACAACCAACUAUUUCUUCUCCUCGUAAUAAUAAUAUUAAUCAGCAAAAACAACCUCAAAACAACAACAUGAAUCAAAACUCAACAACAACUUCAAUUGAUACAAUUUCAGAAACAAAACAAAGUCAACAAAAACAAACUCAGCAAAAGCCAUAUCAAUAUCAAGAAAUCAAACCACAAACAAUUCCAAAUCAAACUUAUACAAACACAAACACAAAUACAAUUCAAAGCCAAGAAAACAAAGAUAAUAAGUCAAUUUCUUCUGUUCAAAAAGAAGCAGAAAAAGUUCCAGAAAAAGAAGAAAUUAUUAAACAGAAAGUUCCAAGAAGAUUAAGAGGAAGAACACAAACAUCUUCUAGUAAUACAAAUACACAAGAAGAAAACACACAAAAGAAUACAAUUAAAUCAGAAACAAAUUCAGAAUCAACAUUUCCAACUGUUGAAGAUAUUUUAUCUCCACCACAAAAACCGAAACAAGUUUCUAAAUUUGCAGCUGUUCCAGAAACAAAUGAAGUACAAAGCGGAUCAACAAUCAUUGAUUCAGUCACUAAUUCACAACAAACAAAUCAUUCAGAAGAUUUCAUUGAAGUUUCUCAUGAUGAAUCACAAAAAUCAAAUCAAUCAGAAGAAGAAGAAUCAGAACAAGAAUCAUAUGAAGAAUCAGAGCAAGAAAAUCAAAAAGAUACAGACACAAAGACAUACACUUAUACAUAUGAAAGUGUAGAAGAACCAAUAAGAAAGACAUCAUUGAUGCCAACAAGACAAAAGGAAGAAUCAGAUGAUAGUAAAUACAUCUAUAAGAUUCCAGCACAACCUCCAAUUACUGAGUUCAGAAGAGUUCCUCAACCUUUCUCUAAAUUCAUGGCAAAUCAGAAAGAAACAUCGGCAAUUGAUACUCCAAAUACAACUUACACUUAUGGAACUUCUUCAAGUAUGACAACAACACUAAAGCUUGCACAACUUCCUGAUGACGGUCCUUUGAUGCCUAUUCCAAUCAAAAAGAAUUAA